Malassezia sympodialis ATCC 42132 is the source of this 2301-nucleotide messenger RNA. RefSeq names its product 5-methyltetrahydropteroyltriglutamate-homocysteine S-methyltransferase (gene MET6). Lineage: Eukaryota; Fungi; Basidiomycota; Malasseziomycetes; Malasseziales; Malasseziaceae. Gene Ontology annotation, molecular function: zinc ion binding; 5-methyltetrahydropteroyltriglutamate-homocysteine S-methyltransferase activity. The record is from RefSeq and is a predicted model, not a curated record.
AUGGCUACUUCUGCCGUUCUUGGCUUUCCCCGCAUUGGUCCCCAGCGUGAGGUGAAGAAGGCCCUCGAGGCGUACUGGGGCGACAAGAUUUCCGCUGAGGAGCUCCUGAAGGUGGCCAAGGAGCAGCGUCUCAACACCUACGCUACUAUCAAGGAGCAAGGCGUUGACUUUGUUCCUACUGGUACCUUCUCGCUCUACGAUCACGUUCUUGACGCGUCGAACACUUUCGGUGUUGUGCCGGAGGCGUACGCCAAGUCGGGUCUCUCGCCUCUCGACACCUACUUCGCCAUGGCCCGUGGUCACCAGAAGGGCGGCGUGGAUCUGCCUGCCACCGAGAUGAAGAAGUGGUUCGACUCGAACUACCACUACCUUGUGCCUGAGUUCUCAGAGAAGUCCGAGUUCAAGCUCAACAACACUAAGCCUGUGGAUGAGUUUGUUGAGGCCAAGGAGGCCGGAUACAAUGCUCGCCCCGUUGUUGUGGGUCCCAUUACACUGCUCUGGCUCGGUAAGGUGUCCAAGGAUGCUCAGGACCCUAACUUCAACCGCUUCUCUCUUCUCCCGAAGCUGACGGAGACCUACGCUGAACUCUUCAAGCAACUUCAUGCCGCUGGUGCCCCCUGGGUGCAGGUAGAUGAGCCUAUUCUUGUGAUGGACACCGCUAAGGAGCUUGCUGGCGAGUUCAAGAGCACCUAUGAGUCUUUGCACAAGGCCGUACCUGAGCUUAACAUUCUGAUUGCCACUUACUUUGGUCGUCUGGAGGACAACGUUGACUUCGUGAAGGAUCUUCCUAUCGCCGGUCUUCACAUUGACCUCGACCGUGCCCCUGAGCAACUUGACGCUGUGCUGAAGGCUGUCGCCUCAACCAAGAUUGGCUUGUCUCUGGGUCUUGUUUCGGGCCGUAACAUCUGGAAGACGGACCUUUCUAAGGCUGUUGAACUCGCCAAGAAGGCAGUCGAAACCAUUGGUGCCGAUCGUGUGCAGGUUGCGUCGUCGUCGUCGCUGCUGCACACCCCUAUUUCCCUUGCCAACGAGAAGAAGCUCUCGGAGGAAGUGAAAGACUGGUUCUCGUUCGCUACCGAGAAGUGCGGUGAGGUUGCCACAAUUGGCCUGGCCUUGCAGAACUCUGAGGCUGCUCAAGAGAAGCUCGCUGCGAAUGCCAAGAGCAUUGCUGCUCGUCGCGACUUUGAGAAGAACUCGGACCCUGCCGUGCGUGAGCGCGUGGCCAACAUCAAGCCCGAGGACUUUAGCCGGAAGUCGCCAUUCCCUCACCGCCGUGAGGUCCAGCGCCAGUUCCUGAAGCUGCCACCCUUCCCCACUACCACCAUUGGUUCAUUCCCUCAGACCAAGGAGAUUCGUCAGUACCGUGCUCGCUUCACCAAGGGCGAGAUUUCUGAGGAGGAGUACGAGAAGUUCCUUGAGGAUGAGAUUAAGUCGGUCGUGCAAAAGCAGGAGGCUCUUGGCCUUGAUGUGCUCGUCCACGGUGAGCCCGAGCGUAACGACAUGGUGCAGUACUUUGGUGAGCAACUCGAUGGAUUUGUGUUCACCCAGAAUGCGUGGGUUCAGAGCUUUGGUUCUCGCUACGUGCGCCCGCCGAUCGUGGUUUCGGACGUGUCGCGCCCCAAGGCGAUGACUGUCCGCUGGUCGUCGUACGCCCAGAGCCUGACCCAGAAGGUCAUGAAGGGUAUGCUCACGGGUCCUGUCACUAUCCUGAACUGGUCGUUCCCCCGUGUUGAUAUUGGCAAGGACGUCCAGGCCUUCCAGAUUGCCCUGGCGCUGCGUGACGAGGUGGUUGACCUUGAGCAGGCAGGCAUUCGUGCCGUGCAGGUGGAUGAGCCCGCCAUUCGUGAGGGUCUGCCGCUGCGCCGCAAGGAGUGGGAUGCGUAUCUCAAGUGGGCUGUUGACUCAUUCCGUCUCUCGGUGAGCGGUGCCUCGGACGCCAUGAACACGGCGAGCCACUUCUGCUACUCAGACUUUAACGACAUCAUGGACUCGGUAAUUGCCCUUGACGCCGACAUGAUCUCGAUUGAGAACUCUAAGAGUGACGCUAAGCUGCUUAAGAUCUUCCAGAGCACUAAGUACCCUAAUGAGAUUGGUCCGGGUGUGUUUGACAUCCACUCGCCUCGUGUACCCUCGGUCGAGGAGAUGACGCAGCGCAUUAAGGACAUGAGUCAAUUCAUUGAUCCUAAGCUGCUCUGGGUCAACCCUGACUGUGGUCUUAAGACUCGCACGUGGGACGAGUGCACUGCGCAGCUGAAGGCCAUGGUCGCCGCCGCCGAGGAGGCGCGUAAGAUGUUCGCCUGA